UGUGUGGGUGCUACAGUAAAUGUGAGCAAUUGAAAAUGUCCUUAAAAUAACCCAAACGCAGUUCGGCAAUAUUAAAAAUAAAUGAAACCCCAAAUGAAAAAGGAAAUUAAACAAAUAUAAAUGUAGCAAACGAUUCAAUUUCAACAUAGGAUCUAACAAAAACGGCGAACAAAAGCAAACAGAAGCUGAACCCGUGAAAAGUGAAAGCAAUUGAAAUUCGGCCAGAAAAAGACUUGAAAUAAAAUGAUUUGUUGGUGCGCGAUAUAUGAAAUAUCAACAAUUUCGGCCAAACGGUUUCCCGAUACCAUGUACAAAGCAGUGAGUGUGCGUGUGCAAUUGUGUGAGCACCUACAGAGCAAAUAAAAAAGGAAAUAACAACGAUAAAGGACGAAAAGGAUACGCGAGCUUAAAAGAAAAGGAUUUUCGACAGUCCCAGCUGACCGGAGAGGAAGCAGCAGGCACGACCCCCGGAUUAUUUUCGCCAGCAGUCCGGACAAUAAAACUGCCAGUGGUCAUAAAAAACAGCAGCCGUACACAUGGAUGUGUGUAUAUAGAUCACUGACUUUUCCAAGCACGAUGAAUGCCUGCCAAUUGGCAGCUCGUCUCCUCAACGCAGCCCUGCAGCACAGAUAGUCUAAAUGACCAGAAGAAAAGCACAACGAUCCAGAGCCACAUCCAAAUAGGUGAAGACAGUUUGAGAAUAGCUCGCCAGGUCGCUGAAUUCGAAGCUCCGCUCUGCCACGAUGGGGGAAAGCCAGCUGCUCCUGUUGCUACGGCUGCUCCUGCUACCCGCUGUCCUGCUCGGCUGGACGGGAUGUGCCGAGGCCUCCACCUCGGACAUUUACAAGAAUGCGCGGUUGGGACACCGCAUCGUCCAGACGCGCUACGGCCGCCUGCACGGACUCAUCCUGCCUCUGGACAGCUUCCGGUUCCUGCGAUCCGUGGAGGUUUUCCUGGGAGUGCCAUAUGCAACUCCACCCACCAAACAGAAUCGAUUUAGCCCCACGCGAGCUCCGGCGCCUUGGGACGGAAUUCGCAUCUCGGAUAAGUACAGUCCCGUCUGUCCGCAGCGCCUGCCCAAUAUCCAGAAUGAGACGGCGGCGCUGGAGAAGAUGCCCAAGGGUCGCCUGGAGUACUUGAAGAGACUGCUGCCCUUCCUGGAGAACCAGUCGGAGGACUGUCUCUACUUGAAUGUCUUUUCGCCGGUCAACGCCGGUGCAAAUGAGAAGAAGUUGCCAGUCAUUGUGUUCAUACACGGCGAGUCCUUCGAGUGGAGCAGCGGCAAUCCCUACGAUGGCAGUGUCCUGGCCAGCUACGGAGAAGUCGUGGUUGUGACCCUCAACUAUCGGUUGGGGAUCUUAGGUUUCCUCAAUGCCAAUCCCAAUCCACAUGCCCAUGCGAGGGUGGCCAACUAUGGACUGAUGGAUCAAAUGGCCGCGCUUCACUGGAUCCAGCAGAAUAUCCAGAAGUUCGGCGGAGAUCCCAACUCGGUGACCUUGGCGGGCCACGGAACUGGGGCGGCCUGCAUCAAUUACCUGAUGACCUCGCCGACCAUGGUCCGUGGUCUCUUCCAUCGUGCCAUCCUGAUGUCAGGCUCUGCCUAUUCGUCCUGGGCGCUGGUCGAAGAUCCAGUACUAUUCGCCAUCAAGCUGGCGAAGGAGGUUAACUGCUCGAUACCCGAGGACAUUAAUCGGCAUCACGAACAGAUUGUCGACUGUCUGAGAGAUGUGCCGCUGGAGGAUCUUUACAGCGCAGACAUUCAGGCGCCAAACUUUCUUACGUCCUUCGGUCCAUCGGUUGAUGGCGUUGUCAUACGACCCGGACAUUCCAAUCUCGAUAUCGAUGAUUUAAUGGCGCGCAACUCCAGGCGUUCGUCAGCGGACUCCGGCUUCCAGUCGAACGCCGGUGGUUCCGGCGGCGGAGGCGGAGGGAAUGGACCCGGCUCCGGUGGAUCCGGCGGCGGGGGAGGAGGAGGAGGCGGCGGCUUCGGAUCGGCAUUCGGAGGGGGAUACGCUGGCGGAGGAGGUGCCGGCUCGGCCAGCAUGGGUGGUCACUAUGACGUCCUGUUUGGCGUCGUUACGGGCGAAUCGAUUUGGCGCUUCAGUGCUCACGACAUUCAAAACGGUUUCGAGGGCGAGAGACGCGAUAAAAUUAUCCGCACUUACGUCCGCAAUGCCUACAAUUACCACCUCAACGAGAUAUUCUAUACGAUCGUCAACGAGUACACGGAUUGGGAUCGCACCUCACAGCAUCCGAUCAACACCCGGGACACGGCAGUGGCCGCCUUGUCCGAUGCCCAGUUCGUGGCCCCUAUUGUGCGGGCCGGCGAUAUCCUGGCGGCCAACUCCCCACCACCAGUAAGCUCCUCCUCGCCCACCGGCUCAGCGGGUGGCAAUGCGGCAGCCUCCACAUCGGCGGGGUCCACGCUGCCCGCGGGUCGGUGUUAUUUCUACGUGUUUGACUACCAGACAAAGGACGGAGACUAUCCCCAGAGGAUGGGCACCGUGCACGGCGAGGACUUGCCCUACAUCUUCGGUGCCCCGCUGGUCGAUGGUUUUAGUCACUUUCCGCAAAACUACACCAAAUCGGAGACGGCUCUGUCCGAGGCGGUGAUGAUAUUCUGGACGAACUUUGCGCGCACCGGCAAUCCAAACGAACACCAUCGCCAGGACUCGUCGCUGCCCGUCUCAAAGGAGCGCAACCGCUUCCGCAGCAUCACCUGGGAGAAUUAUGAUCCGCUGCAUCAAAAGUAUUUGGAAAUAGGAAUGAAACCGCGCAUUAAGAAUCACUUUCGGGCCCAUCAACUCUCGAUUUGGCUGCGUCUGAUACCAGAGCUCCAUCGCGCCGGCAUGGAGGAUGUGAUAGCCAGGCACAAUCUGUUCCGAAAUCACGAUGAUAUGGACCUGUACGAGGGACCCGUUAAGCCGGAUCCGUUCGGCAUAUCAACAGCCACUGGAUCCGCCGGCUCCUCAUCCUCCUCCUCGUCGUCGUCGCGCCUCCUGCUCAUCGAUGAGCAAUUGAUGAUGAAGAAGGGACGCGGCCUGAAUGCCUCAGCCUAUUUGAACGGCAUAUUGGGCGUCACCACCGUCGAGCCGAACAACAUGUAUACGACCUGUAUACCCAUUGGAGGAAACUACUCGGGCGGCGGCGGUGUCUUCGCACCCACCACCCUGGCCAACGCCUCCUCGGACACUCUGGCCUCCGGCUUUGAGGCGGCCGGCUACGCGGCCUAUUCCACGGCGCUCAGUGUGACAAUUGCCAUCGGUUGCAGCCUGCUGAUACUCAAUGUCCUCAUUUUCGCCGGCGUCUAUUACCAGCGGGACAAGACUCGGCUGGAGGUGAAGACCCUGCAGAAGCAGUACCAGCAGCGCAGCCUGCACCAGCAGGUGCCCUAUCCGCCCGAGCCCAUCAAGCAUGCCCACUACCACAUGGGUCACUCGCAGAGCUCCGCCAAUGUCAUCGUGGACGUGGAGAGCCAUCAGGAUCAGGCCGGUCAGGCGGCCAUGUUGCUCCAGGCUGCAGCAGCCGCCGCAGCAGCAGCUGCCAACGACGUGAAAGCACCACCACCGCAUAUCUGCUCUAAUACAGGUAUGCAGCAGCAGCAGCAGGUGGGCGGCGGCAGUGGCGGGGCACUGAACAAUGGCGGAAUUGAGGGUGGCAAGGUGACCACCGACAACCUGGGCAAUGUCACCUACAGCACCAGCUCCAAGCAGCAGCAGCAGCACCAACAACAGCAGCAGCAGCAACAGCAACGCGAACACAUGCAGAUCAAGGGAAUGACCGGCACGCAAACCUUCGGACGCAGUAGCUCCGGCUCGGCGAGUGGAGUCGGCGGAGGGCCCUCUUCUGGCGGCGCCUCCGUUGUGGUCUCCGGCAGCAGCGUGAGCUACAAUCCCGGCAUGAUGACGCUGCCCAAGUCGGGGGGAUUGCACCAUGCGGCCACGUUGAACUAUGCUCGCAACACGGCCGCCUUGAAUCUAGCGGGCGGUGGCACAGCCCUGGUGGACAGUCGCGGGAAUGUCCUGCUCACCAGCACCGCAGUGGGUCCUGGUGCUGGCGGCGGAUCCUCUGGAGGCGGCGGCGGUGGCAGUGGCGGCGGCGGGGACUGCAUGACGCUGCCACGAAAUCUUGGCCUGGCGGGCGCAGGGCGUCACAAUCCCACGACAGCAGAACUCCAGCAAUAUCAACAGCAGCAGCAACAGCAGUCGAGUAAACAUCAGGCCAACGGAGCUGUCCUCACUGGAAUGCAAUCGCACCACAUACGCGGACCACGCCCCCCGCUCCGCACCGCCUCCUCCACGACCACCAACAGUAGCAGCAAUAACUCGGCAAUGGGCGUGGUCGUGUCCGGGGCCGGCGGAGGUGGUGGCAACAUUCUGCUCGAUCAGACGCCUUCCGGGGGCAGUAGCAGCAGCGGCGUGAGCAGUGCUCCCAGCUCCUCGAAAGGCCACCACACCCACUCGCAUUCGCACGCCGCCCACCUAGUGCACACACACGGCGAGGGCAUGGUCCUGACCUCCGCCUCGCCCGUCGGUGUCCAGCAGCAGCACCAGCACCAGCAGCAGCAUCAACAGCAGCAGCAGCAACAGCAGCAGGUGCCGCAGGCGGCCAUGGACGAGAUGCGCGAGUUCUAUGCCCCGAAACGGGCGGAUGAUGAUGGCCAACUCAAUGGGACACCAGCCGAUGCGAACUUAGCUGCAACUGUGGUGGCGGGAAAAGGCGGGACGGGGGGCGGAGGAACUGGAGGUGACCACAAGCAGCGGCAACUGAAGAAGCUGCGAUUCAAGCGGGAAAUGCAUGCCCUGGCGCUGGAGGGCGGAGAUGUGGCCAGGGGCUACUGCUCCUGCGACGAGCAGUGGACCAACUCGUCUUCUCCGACGUCCACCACGACGUCGGCAACCAUGUCGCCGACUCUGCCAGCAACCGGAAGUAGCAACGGGCGCUACGCAACCGGAAGCGGGAGCGGCAGCGGGAUCGUAAAAAUGGCGGCGUCGACGGGGGGGAAGCGGGGCGGGAGGCUCAAGCAGCAGCACCAUGUGCGCUUCUCCGACGAGAAGAACUUCUCGGAUUGAGGAUAAAACCAACUACUAGACUGCACCUAAUCUCUGUUUAGUCAUAGGCUAAUUCCCCGACGGAAAGGGGAAAUCAAACAAAUCAUCAGAAAACCAAACAAGUUGCAUUAAAUUCCGUAGCUAAACGUAGUCGAUAAGGAACCUGUACAUAUAGCUCGAGAAUGUUAGUUAAAUAUCUGUGUUUAGUUGCUCGAUAGAUCUGUUGUGAACUAUAUAUACGCAUAUAUAUAAAUAUAUAUGGAUAUAAUCAAGCUAACGAUACAUACAAUUCGUCAGAUAAGUGUAGCACAAAUGCAUUUUUUCCACUCAUCAAGAAAGUGAAGGCAAACAUUGAUGGUCUUUGUUGAUAAACGAAAGUGUAAAUACUCUAGUCAAAAUAAACAUAAAAUGUGGUAAAAUUUACUUCAAGUAAAUUUAUGAAAGAAAACAAAAAACGAAAAUCACUAAACUAACAAAAACAAAAGCGCUCAAAAUAGAUAAGGAUCAACUAACACAACAAUGAAGGGCAUAAUUGAAAGCAAAUAAAUAGUUUAUCAUUUAAUUAUUGCUCUAAGGACGAGGCAUGAACAUGUGACGCUUCUUUUUUUUCUGUGUACAAAGCGAGAAAACCAAACAGUGUUUAAUUAAACGAUGAUUUUCAACCACAUUUCAAAUUUAAUAAUUAGCAGCACACCUGGGAAUCUCAGCCUAGACGCAACAGGUCAAUUGGAGUUCUGAAAAUGAUAUAUAUCAGAGUCUUAAUGGUUUGUUUUUAAAUAUUCAGAUAUUGUAUUGUAUUUUGUAACAUCCAAUCCUGUUCUCACAAAAGAGGUACCUCAAACUAACAAAAACUGCCAACUGAUAAGCUCAUUUAUUUCAAAACAGAAAUGCUAAUUGUUUCAUUUAUUUAAAAACAACUCUUCCAUCCUAUUCGUAAAUCAUUCUCAUCAAAACUAAUAGAAGGCGUCGCCAAGAAAGCACAGAUAAACCAUAAAAUAUUUGUACUUUUAAGAACAAAAUUUAUAAUCGUCUAGUUUACAUUAUGAAAAAAAAAAGUCGACUUGCAGAAAACACAUAAACUAAAUUAAGUGAUUAAUAUGAAGUAAAAUUAAACUAAACGAAAUAUA
This is a messenger RNA of Drosophila kikkawai, 6178 nucleotides long. The record is from RefSeq and is a predicted model, not a curated record. Lineage: Eukaryota; Metazoa; Arthropoda; Insecta; Diptera; Drosophilidae.